Xenopus laevis (African clawed frog) is the source of this 1307-nucleotide messenger RNA. RefSeq lists its product as uncharacterized. Lineage: Eukaryota; Metazoa; Chordata; Amphibia; Anura; Pipidae. The record is from RefSeq and is a predicted model, not a curated record. Bases 299 to 634 code for a protein of 111 amino acids. The transcript has a single exon.
GCAGCACUCUCACUCCCACCUGCCGGUGCCAGACUUGGCACUACAACGUCACCGCCGGAUGGAAGCCUUUACAUGGAAUUAGCUGUCAGCAGAGCAGCCUGUGAGUGGGAGGAGGUGGCUGGGAUAUAAAGAAGGGAGUCUGUUACAGGAUUCCCAAGCAGAUGGGAAGAAAAAGCAGGUGUCCUAAAGCUACAGGGCACACCGGGGAGCCUAAGACUGGGACUUACAGGCUUCAGCUGCUCUCCACAUCCCUCUGCUGAACUAUACCCUGGCCCUUGCUCUAUACAGUUGUUGGGUGAUGAUGUCUGGGAGUCCGCCUGAGGAGCAGCUUUGCAGUUUCCAGGAGGCCCUGCGGCAGAGCCUGUUCCUGGAGGAGGAAUUCCCACAGCCUCCAACAUUCCGGGGAGCUCUAAGGUGGCCAAGGAAUGGAAAGCUCAGGGCUCAGCCUCUGUCCUUUGAGGAGAUCAGGGAGGUGGAAGAAGAAGGGGUCUCCCCCACCGAAGAGGAAAAGGCCAGGAGAUCCUUCCUACAGUCUCUGGAGUCCAUGAGAAGGAAUUUCCACCUGCACAGAGAGAAGCUGGCAAUGUCCAAACUCAGCCUGGACUCUAGUGACUCUGACUCGACUCCCAGCUGAGAGCUGAAUCUUCCAUGACUUGCAUGUCUUAAGGCUUAUGUCUACUAAAUGGUGCUAUUGUCCUACUUGGUACUGAUUUCAUGUCUUUGGAUGCUGAACUGGAGAUAAAACUUUCUGCAAACUUUCUGAAUAGAUGUAAAGAAAAAGUUGUGGGGGCAAAGGAGACUUGGCAGAUUGACCAGCCUUUGGGUCUUCAACUGCCCAGUACGCUCAAGGACUGAAAGUUGGGCAACAAUUGCUCUGCCAUCACCCCCAUACUUUCUUCUAGACUAAAACUGCUCCUCUAUGGGCCCCAGCAGUACCCCCUAUUGGCAACCCCACAGCACUGACUCAAUGAAAGUUAUAGGUGUGACAUAUGAUACACAAAUUGGGGUGACCCAUAGCAAGUUCUCAGGAUUCCCCAAGAUCCAACACCGAUCUCCUGCUAAAGUGGGAUUAGAGACGGAUUAUUCUUUUCUCGUGGAUUAUCUAAAUCUGACACGCGACUGAGCCAAGGACACGGCCCCAAACGUCUCUUUAAUUUUGUAUGACGAAUAUGAAUUCAUUUAUUUUUUGUCUUUUGAAUAAAUCUGUGCACGGGAGCUGCCAUUUGGCUGUAGGCUCAUCAAUAUAAGUGUAUAGGUUUUGCACUGGCUGAUUCUGCCUUUUCUUGAAAUAAAUCAACAUAUUUCUU